CGUCGACAGGCAGCAGCAGCAGCGCCGCUAGUGUCCAGCCAGUGUGUGUGUGUUGUGUGUAUAGCUCCCGUGAUUUUCGUCAUUUUCCUUUGGAUAACUGGACGCAUUACGCAGGGCUCAAUUUCAACUGAAAAAGUUAUUUGGUUUUUAUGAAUGUGACGUAUGUAAUUCAUCUUGAUCUUUCUUGUGAGGUAGAUAUGGUAAAUAAUAAGUCGAGGUAUCACACAUCAACAUGUUUCUUCUCUAACAAAAGUGACCCCUGAUUAAAAGGGGAUGUUUGUAAAUAUCGUCGCCAUCAGCCAGUUAAUCGACAGGCUAAAAUCACCAUUGGCGACUCUCCUAUAGCGGUUAAGUGAUUGGCACAACGAUGCAGCAGGUGGACGCACCGGCCCAAAACAUUUCGGCGUUCCAGGCGGCCAGACUAGACGGCGGCAAAGAGAAGGAACCUCCUCCACGAAUGGAGGUGCCCAUACAGCCCGUCAAUGGCAUCGUGCAGCCGCCGGUCCAUCCGCAGCCCGAGCGACCGGGACGCGUCACCAAUCAACUGCAAUUCCUGCAGAAGACCGUGCUGAAGGCCGUCUGGAAACAUCAGUUUGCAUGGCCGUUCCAUCAACCAGUUGAUGCGAAAAAAUUAAACCUUCCGGAUUAUCAUAGAAUUAUUGACCAGCCAAUGGAUUUGGGUACGAUCAAAAAACGUUUGGAUAAUAACUAUUACUGGUCGGGAAAGGAGUGCAUACAGGACUUCAACACAAUGUUCACUAAUUGUUAUGUGUAUAAUAAACCGGGCGAGGACGUUGUGGUGAUGGCUCAAACGCUCGAGAAAGUCUUCCUGACGAAGGUCGGCGAUAUGCCAAAGGAAGAAUUUGUGGUGGAUUUACCGGCAAAAGGAGGAAAGGGUAGUAAAAAGAAAGUGAGUGGCGUAGGCGGGACGGGUGCGGGAGCUGCUGGUAGCGGCCGAGGUAGGCCCCCUUCAGUUGGAAUUUCGUCGACCGUUACCCCGGUCAUCGGUAGCUCAGGUAUACCAUUAUCAACACAGGCACCUACGACGAUACCCGGAAGUACGGCCACUACGACGAUAGCGCCAGCAGCGGCGGCGGCGACACACAGUUCGUUACCUCAGCAGCUGCCGCUUCCCGGUGCCUACGGCGUUCCGCCACCUAUGGCUCCUGCCGGAAAUCCCAUGGACACUUCCGGUAUAGCCCCGGCGGUCAUGCCCGCGUCCGUUUUACCUUCGCAACAGCCGGCUAAAGUCAAAAAGGGCAUCAAGAGAAAGGCGGAUACGACAACGCACACCGUUUACGAUUACACUACACCUACGGAGGCGAAAUCCGCAAAGAUAUCAACGCGGAGAGAAUCCGGACGGCAAAUUAAAAAACCAAUCAGACCGGAACUUGACGGUCUUGUACCUUAUAAGCAAUCAAAUAUUAGUCCCCUUGGCACGAAUUCGACGUCGACGCCUCAACACGGUGCCCAUAAACCAAAAGAAAAACUCUCGGAUCCUUUAAAGUCCUGUAACGAUAUUUUAAAAGAGCUGUUUUCAAAGAAACACUCUAGUUAUGCAUGGCCGUUUUAUAAGCCGGUCGACGCGGUCUUGUUGGGUCUUCAUGAUUAUCACGAAAUUAUUAAGAAACCGAUGGAUUUGGGGACGGUUAAACAGAAAAUGGAUAACAGGGAGUACAGGACGGCCCAAGAGUUCGCCGCUGAUAUCAGACUGAUAUUCACAAACUGUUACAAAUACAAUCCGUCGGAACACGAUGUGGUCGCGAUGGCGCGCAAACUCCAGGAUGUGUUCGAAAUGAGAUUUGCUAAGAUCCCUGAUGAACCGAUUAGUCGGCCGUCUAUGGGCAGUAGUAAAUCAGAUUCAAGUUCGUCAGGGUCUAGCUCGGAGUCGUCAAGCGAUACAGAUGAUUCUGAGGAGGAAAAACGAAAUAGACAACUUAAAUUAUUAGAAAAAGAGUUGAUUGGUUUACAAGAAAAAAUGCGUAAAUUGGUAGAGGAAAGUUCGAAAAAGAAAAAAGAGAAGAAGAAGCACAAGGAGAAAGAUAAAACAAAGAAGCUUGUGAAUAGCAGUAGUCUGGGUAAGCCUGGGGCCCACGUGGCCCAAGCCAACAAGGCCAACGCGAUAAAUACGGACAGCGUUGACGACAGCAUAACCAGCGUGGUGUCGGGGGCUGAUACGAAGAUACCCGGCGGUGAUCAAGCGCCUGGUCGAAACUUCCUAUUGCACCACCCUGCCACAGCUGGCGCCAACGCUGCCAAGCCGCCUAAGACCAAAGGUGUGAGAACACCCAAACAACAAUCGGCACCAUCGGCAAAAAAACCCAAACCGACCACAAAGGGGGCUGGCCGAAAAAAAUCGACGACCCAAUCAAAUCCUCCGCCAUUCGAUUCGGACGACGAGGAUAACGCACGUCCUAUGUCUUAUGAUGAGAAACGGCAGCUCUCCUUGGACAUCAACAAGCUGCCUGGUGAUAAAUUGGGCCGCGUCGUCCAUAUCAUUCAAUCGCGAGAGCCAUCCUUGCGCGAUUCCAAUCCCGACGAGAUCGAAAUCGACUUUGAAACGCUGAAACCGUCGACGCUGCGUGAGCUCGAAAGCUACGUAGCGUCGUGUCUGCGAAAAAAGCCACGUAAGCCCUACUAUAAGAAGCAACCUGGAAAGACAAAGGAUGAACAAAUGCAGGAGAAGAAACAGGAGCUUGAGAAGAGGCUGAACGAUGUUAACGAUCGAAUCGGAUCAGCUAAUAUAAAAAAGAUAAAUAAAAAGGAUGAAGUGAAUAAGGUAGAUCAACCAGGAGCCGCAGGACCCGGUCACAUGUCGAGCAGCUCGAGCAGUUCAGAAUCGGAUAGCAGCAGUUCGAGCAUGUCGAGUAGUUCGAGUGAUUCGAGCGACAGCGAAGCAGGUGACAAUAAGCCCCCUAAGAAAAAAGUUAAAAAGUCUCCAAAUCCGGCCAACAAUGCCACCAACAAUCCGACAAUGAAACUACAACAAAUCACCCCAAUACCAUCAUCAAUACCAACACCGGCGUCGACACCCAAUCCAAACCCAUCAACGCAGCCAAAUCAAACAGCCAAUAAUAACAACACCACCAACAGCAUUCCAAACAACGUUUCGGCGAUAAAACAACCGACGACCGCGUCAACCGGUGUACCUCCCCAACGAAAAUCAUCGGCUGAUAACAACAACAAACCCCAACAACAAUCAACACUCGUCACGCAACAACCGGUUAUCGCGAAUUUAUCCCAAAAGCAACAACCGCCCCCAAACAUCGUAAAUCUACCAACGCCUUCGCCUUCUUCAUCGGAAAAACCAAAACCGCUAGCAUUACUUAACGAUAAUAAUUCAUAUACAGACCCGUUAGAACAAUCUUUGGCCAGUUUAGAACAUGAUGGGGUUAAACAGGAGUCGUUAGACGUUUUGCAACAACAGCAUCAUCAACAACAACAGGCGAUCGUUGCGAAAGCUUUGUCUUCAACUUUAAAUUGUGGUUUAAGUAAUAAUAUGGUUUUACAGAAUGUCGUAGCACAAGAUAUGAAAACGAAUCAUCCCGGCGGUUUGAUGGGAAUGAAUUUAUUACCGAAUACGUUGAUGCAUAUGCAUCAUCCAAUGGACGCUGAAUUACCGGUACCAAAUUUACCAAUGGGCGGCGGUAAUCCAGCGCCCACGAAUUUAAUACAUACGCAUAACAACGGUUUCGGAAUUAAACACGACUACGACAACUUGACCAACGCGGAUAAUAACGGGAUGGGAUCGUUGGGCGGAUAUCCGUUGGGGAUGCCGUCGAUGGCAUCGAUGUUCGAUCCUAUCAGUUUUAAUAAUGCGCCGCUUUUAAAAAAGGAACCGUUAAUACACGCUAAACCAAUCGAAGAGUUAACGGAUCCCGUUCAUCAUCAUCACAACAUCGACAGGAAGCACACACCUCCUGAGCAGCAACAACAAAAACAAGCGGGAGCGGUUAGCGGAUUUAAGCCGAAACAAGUGCAGCAGCAGCACCAGCAACAACAACAACAACAGCAGCAGCAGCAACAACAAGAGCCGAACGUAAAGAAUGCGAGUUCUUGGUCGAGUUUAGCGCAACCGAGUCCACCGCAGAAUAACACGUCAAGUAGCAGUAAUAGUAAGCAGACGUUGAUGGAUAGUUUUAAAAUGUUUCAAAAUAAGGCGAAGGAGAAAGCCGAUCGAGAAAAGCAACGCUUGGAAAAUUUGGAGUUUAAGCGGCAACAAAAGGAGCAAGCAGAAAAGGAACGAUUACGGGUGGAAAACGAAAGGAGAAGAGAGAAAGAAGAAGAGGACGCGUUGGAAAAAGCUAGAAGAGCUGUUGCCGAGCAACAACAUGCACCUUUGCCAUCAUCAAGAGUCGAAGAGUUGAGGUCAUCCCCUGGCGAAGGUAGCAUUUCUCCGGGAUCGCAGAGUUCCGGUUCAGAUCGACAAAUAGAAAGGGAUAGGCAACGGUUACGAGAACAGGAACGAAGAAAACGGGAAGCAUUGGCAAAUCAAAUAGACAUGAACAUGCAAAGCGACUUAAUGGCAGCGUUCGAAGGAUCCUUAUAGUGAAAGGUUGAACGAUGAGUAGCGACAACGACGAUGACGAGAAAAGGCUUCCAGUACACACACAAUGACGACUCAGACGAUGACUACGCGAGAGGAUGAAGAAAAGAAAAACUACCAAGUAUCCGAUUUAACAUUAAAGAAAAACACAAAAAAAGUUUUCUACGAAUCGUUCAUUAAUUAAUUAUGUCUUUGAUUACAAUAAGUAAGUUUAUUAGCAGAUGUUGUAAAUAGCGUUAUUCACUUUUCGGUUUAUAACGUCAAUACUUCCCAAAAAAUUUAAGAAUAAUAAUAUAAAAAUAUAAAUUGAAUCGUUAAAUGGAGAAUAAAAAUAAAAAAAAAUAAUA
Messenger RNA from Onthophagus taurus, 4893 nucleotides. NCBI's taxonomy places the organism in Eukaryota, Metazoa, Arthropoda, Insecta, Coleoptera, Scarabaeidae. The record is from RefSeq and is a predicted model, not a curated record.